AUGCACAACACCAUCCUGGGGCUCAUGAUUCAGCUGACCCCAGUCUCUGUUGUUGUUGGUCGUACGAAGGAAUAUGCGGAGAUACAAGAAGAGCAGCUUCUACAAGCGAACUUUGAGAAGGUCAAUUCGUACGUCACGAUGUCAUGCCCCAAACCGUCCGCAGCUGGAAACUUACAUCAGGUUUCAAGAUACAAAAAUUUCAGAUGUGGCAUUCACGACAAGUUUUACGAGCUGAACCUCUACCAAAAAUCUCCUAUCAACUCUCACCAUUGGCGAGCCACCCUCGCCAGACCCUCGAGGGACAUCGACCUCCAUCUGAGAUUUCCAAAAGAGCAGCCGGUCGUCAGUCCUUCUACGGGGGGCUUUCCACGUCCAACUUUGCCACCACCCGCAACAUUCAGGUUGGGCCAAGUUGUUGCAGAGUCUUCGUCAUGUGCAAGGGGGUCUUCGGGUGGAGGCGAUGGACAACCUGGCUCAGGUGUAUCUUCACCUACAAAGACCGACGAUUCACCAAUGAAUCAGAUCCUUGCUGCCCUUCAUUCGCGUCAGCGAAAGCCUGGCGGCAAAGGCAAAGUCAUUGGAGUCCUCGCUUUCGACACGCUUCAGACAACAAUUCUAUCCGUAGACAUAGAUGUCCGUGUAGACUUGGACGAGUUGUGGAGAGAAUGUCUUGUAGGGCCUGAAAUAUUAGGAUUUCUCCUUGAUUGCAAUACGGCUGACAACCCAGUGUCUGGUGAUCAAAAAAACGGGCUGCAGGACGUGGCUAUGGCAGCUCUUGACGAAGUCUCUCAGAGAGGGUUCAGCAUGCCAACCGGUCGAGACUGUCUGGUCGAGGUUCUUUAUGUAAUGCUUCAAAGGAAGAGUGAUGUUGAGUCUUACAGACAACUAAUCCUUCAGGGUCUGGAAGUUGCUGAUGGCUCAGGGCCGGAGAGUGCGAGAGGCGAUCUGGAAAGCGACGACAAAGCACAUUGGUGGAGCUAUGACAGCGAUGAAGAUCGUUACGACUAUGACGGCUCUGAGCAUGACUCCGUCAAAGACUUCACGGCGUGUGACAAGGAGUGUGGAUACUGCGGUCAUUGCGAUUAUAAGUUAGUACAACUGGGGUUUCUGUAA
This is a messenger RNA of Verticillium nonalfalfae, 1113 nucleotides long. RefSeq lists its product as uncharacterized. The transcript has 2 exons. Lineage: Eukaryota; Fungi; Ascomycota; Sordariomycetes; Glomerellales; Plectosphaerellaceae. The record is from RefSeq and is a predicted model, not a curated record. The coding region runs from base 1 to 1113 and encodes 370 amino acids.